Closterium sp. NIES-65 is the source of this 1275-nucleotide messenger RNA. Lineage: Eukaryota; Viridiplantae; Streptophyta; Zygnematophyceae; Desmidiales; Closteriaceae. The record is from the annotation of a GenBank genome assembly.
AUGCUCAGCGUGACGGGUCACGUGGUACUGCUCGCUGUCCGUACGUCAUUCGCACUGGUGCUUGGACUGUGUACGGAGUUUGGCGACGCGGCUGAGCUCCCCGACUGGGUGGAGCUGCUUCAGCUGCGGGUAGAUAUCUAUACUCUUGACUAUGAUGCUAUCCUCACUGCCAUGUAUGCAUUGCCUACUAGUCAUGAGGGUGACUGUUACCUGUGUGUUCCGCCUGACCCGGGCAUUGAGCCUGCUGCUCUAGGUGCUGGUGAGGCUGCUGCUCUAGGUGCUAGUGCGUCUGAUGCCCCAGGUGCUGGUGAGUCUGCUCUCUCAGGUACCACGUCGGCUCAGGCCUUACACACCUUCACCCUUGACUCGGGUGCUUCCCGCUCCUUCUUUCGAGUCCGCACCACGCUUACGCUGCUUAGUCGGCCGGUUGCGGUCUCCGUGGCGGACCCCACUGGGGUUCCUGUCCUUGCUAGCUUCUCCACUGUCUUACCGUGUCCGGCAGCCCCCUCUGGCACCCUGUCAGGUUUCUACCUCCCCUCGUUCUCUACGAACUUGGUGAGUGGUGCUGAUCUACAGGAUCAGGGGGUUGACCAGUUCACCCCUGCGAGUCAGCGGGUGACCCACUGUACUUGUGCUCGGACGGGCCGACACUUGGCCACGUUUACCCGUCGGCCGGGGUCGAGCCUGUACACACUCACUACUGGGUCUCCUCCAGUUGCUGAGUCUGGUCAGGUAGCUGCGUCGAGUCAGGUGUUUGCUGCAGUGCCCAGGUCUGGUCCUAAGUCUGCUCCCUGCUCAUGUCGUCUCCUGUCCCACCAGACUCUCCUUUGGCACCACCGCCUUGGUCACCCCUCCCUGCCUCGUCUCCGAGGCAUGGCCUCCCGUGUCCUUGUCUCUGGUCUCCCCCGGUCCCUCCCUCCCCUCCCUCCGGGGCCUGCCCCUACCUGCGUUCCCUGCGUCGAGGGGCGGCAGCGGGCUGCCCCUCACUCCUCCGAGUUUCCUCCGACAGAGGCUCCCCUGCAGACUCUUCACAUGGACGUGUGGGGCUCCGCCCGCAUCCGUGGCCAGGGUCACGAGCGUUACUUCCUGUUGGUGGUUGACGACUACUCGCGUUACACCACGGUGUUCCCCUUGCGCAGCAAGGGUGACGUCACUGAGGUGUUGAUCGACUGGAUCCGCGCAGCUCGUCUCCAGCUCAGAGAGAGUUUCGGCUCGGACUUUCCUGUUCUGCGUCUGCACUUUGACAGAGGCGGGGAGUUUCCUCUGCCCGUCUAG